This is a messenger RNA of Opisthocomus hoazin, 1497 nucleotides long. It is a transcript of the gene ADCK2, whose product is annotated as aarF domain containing kinase 2. The record is from RefSeq and is a predicted model, not a curated record. Gene Ontology annotation, cellular component: mitochondrion. NCBI's taxonomy places the organism in Eukaryota, Metazoa, Chordata, Aves, Opisthocomiformes, Opisthocomidae.
CUGCGGAGGGCGGCCGAGGCCACCGGGCCCACCUGGGUCAAGCUGGGCCAGUGGGCCAGCACCCGGAGGGACCUAUUCUCCCAGGCCUUUUGCGACGAGUUUUCCAAGCUGCACGUCGAGGUGAGCCCACACCCGUGGGGCCACACCGACCAGCUCCUGAGGAAGGCCUUCGGCGAGGACUGGACAGGCAUCCUCAAGUUCCAGAGCUGGGAGCCGGCUGGCUCGGGCUGUGUCGCCCGGGUGUAUAAAGCCUACGCUGACCUGACGGCUAUCACCGGCUCCCUGGCCGAGGAGCUGGCACCACGCUUGGAGCUGCGCUCCACUUUCAAAGCGUGGGAAAUGUCGGGUUAUAGAGGCCUCCUCGGGUGGCUGAGGAGGAGAAAGAGCGAGCAGAUGCGGGACGAGAGGAGCAGAGAGGAGCCGAGCCCAGCAGAUAGCCCCCAGAGAAGUGCUGGGAGUGGGACUUUCCUUAGGGAGCAGGCGGCCAAACUGCUCGUGAGUGCACAUCCUUCAUCAGCCAGACAUCUCACGCCUGUAGCCAUUAAAGUCCUGCACCCUGGGCUAGUCCACCAAGUCCAGAUGGAUCUGUUCCUCAUGAAGAUGGAUAGCCACAUCAUUGGACUUCUCCCCGGAUUCAAGUGGCUCAGUUUGACAGAGGUCAUGGAGGAGUUUGAGAAGCUUAUGAUUCAGCAGAUUGACUUGCUCUACGAAGCCAGAAAUCUGGAGCGCUUCCGACAAAAUUUCCUCGAUAUCGAUUUUGUGAGGUUCCCAACUCCCCUUUGCCCUUUGGUAACGACAGAUGUUCUGGUGGAAACAUUUGAGGAGAGUGAGCCUAUUUCGCACUACCUGCAUGCGGAGAUUGCCACAGAGCUGAGGCAGAGACUUGCCAAGAUGGGCAUGGACAUGCUGCUAAAGAUGGUCUUCGUUGACAACUUUGUCCAUGCUGACCUGCACCCUGGGAACAUCCUGGUUGAAGGCAUGGCCCAUGUCAGCACCAGCUGCAAGGAGCAGACAGCCAUCGUGGACCUGUGCGACACGCUUGUGGUGGAAGUGCGAGCUCCCCUCGGGCGGCUCUGCCUGGUGCUGCUGGAUGCAGGGAUCGUGGCGGAGCUGCAGGGCGCUGACCUGCAGAACUUCCAGGUGGUUUUCACAGCGGUGGUCCAGGACCAGGGGGAGAUAGUGGCAGAACUGAUCCUUCACCACGCCUGUGCUAACCAGUGCCAGGAUAUUGAGUGAUUCAAAGCUGAGAUGGUGGAACUAGUGACCAAGGUUUGGAGGAACACCAUUGCCCUAGGAAAGCUUCAGGUGGCAAAUCUACUCUCCAAUGUCUUUAAACUAUUGAUGACCCAUCAGGUGAAGCUCGAAAGCAAUUUUGCUUCCAUCAUCUUUGCCAUCAUGGUUCUGGAAGGUCUCGGUCGUUCGCUGGACCCUGAAGUGGACAUCCUAGAGGCAGCCAAACCACUGCUCAUCAAAACUGCAGCUUCUGUCCUUCAAUAG